UUAGCUGUCAACUGCGUAGAGGGGAAGGGCAUGACAUGGAGCUAAAUUUUCCGACGUACAGCUAUACACGCGUCGUAGCUUCUUGAUAAACGUAUAAGGAUUCUUUUGGGUAUAUCUAUUUACCAAUUUCUCGGUCCUUUCUUUUCGACAUCUCGAACAAACAGUGGCUAGCUGAGCGGCUAGCUCUCCUGUAACUUACUGUAACUGUGAAAAGUGGUUCAAAGAGAAAGCCUCCGCAUGGCGUUAAUCCUGUUUACGAGGUCUCGGGCACCUUUAAUGAAAACGUCCCGUUCGCUAAAGAGCGAAUUCAGGAAAGGUAAAGGGAAAGUACAAGAUGGUGCCUGUUUCAACUGCACAGCGCUCAGACUCUCCAGUCAAAAACUCGAUGCGCUCCGACUGGGCAGUUCGGCCCAGAUCUCCUCAUUCGGUCCUUCCCUCCCGCUGUCAGAUGGAUUCGUGGGCCCCUGCCAGAGCCCGGAGUCACAGCGCCUCUACUGUGCUUUUGUGCCGGUGGCUUCAUCUUCAAUCACAACGGGGACCCAGUGGACGAUAGCACGACCGCAGGACAUCCCAGGUGUUCGGUGGAUACACACCUCCAGGAGGAGAUGGGACGACUCCAAAGUGGAGAAGUCACUGCGUUCGUUAAAGGAUAAGAAGAAGAAACUGGAGGAAGGAGGGCCGGUGUACAGCCCGACGCUGGAUGCUGAACCAGUGAGACGGACGCUCAGACAGCGGGUUAUAGAUGAGAUUAAGCACUACUAUCACGGCUUCAGGCUGCUGUGGAUUGAUACCACCAUCGCGGGGCGGAUGCUGUGGAGAGUGCUGAAUGGACACCCACUGUCCCGCCGCGAGAGGAGACAGUUCCUUAGAACGUGUGCAGACGUCUUCAGACUUCUUCCCUUCCUGGUGUUCAUCAUUGUCCCCUUCAUGGAGUUCCUGCUUCCCGUAGCACUGAAACUGUUCCCCAACAUGCUGCCGUCCACCUUCGAGACAAAGACAAAGAAGGAGGAGAGGUUGAAAACGGAGCUGAGGGUCAAACUGGAGAUGGCCAAGUUCUUGCAGGACACCAUCGAGGAGAUCGCCCUGCGAAACAAAGCUGCCCAGAGCAACGUGACGGAGGAGUUCUCCAACUUCUUCCAGAAGAUACGGGACUCUGGGGAACGUCCCAGUAAUGAGCAGAUCAUCAAAUUCUCCAAACUGUUCGAGGACGAGCUGACUCUGGACAACCUGACCCGACCUCAGCUGGUGGCUCUGUGUCGUCUCCUGGAGCUCCAGUCCAUCGGGACCAACAACUUCCUGCGCUUCCAGCUCAUCAUGAAGCUGAGGGCCAUCCGUGCAGACGACAAGCUGAUCGCGGAGGAAGGCGUGGAGAGUCUGAACGUGAACGAGGUGCAGGCAGCCUGUCGCGUCAGAGGGAUGAGAUCUCUCGGAGUCACAGAAGAUCGACUGAGAGAGCAACUCGGCCAGUGGCUGGAGCUGCAUCUGAACCAGCAGAUCCCCACGUCCCUGCUGCUGCUGUCCCGAGCCAUGUACCUCCCCGACACCCUGUCCCCCCCGCCAGACCAGCUGAAGACGACACUGCAGACGCUGCCUGAGAUUGUGACUAAGGAGGCCCAGUUGAUGGUGGCAGAGAUGGAGCUCUCCAAAGUGGACAAUAAAGCCAAGUUGGAGACCACAUUACAGGAGGAGGCGGCCAUACGCCAGGACAACAAGGACAGGGAGAUGGAGAGGUUGGCGGAUGCUGCAGAGAAGGCUGCCAGGGAGGAAGUGGAGCUUAAAGAAGAGCCAGUUGUAGCUAAAGCUAAAGACAUGGCUGAGACACUGAGGGACACAGCUCCUGUCAUAGAGGGAAUCAAGUAUGAACAGUGGCAGAAAUUCCUGCGCUUCCAGGGUGAGGAGAUCACCAAAGAAGAGAUCGACCUGUUGAGUGAUGCGUGCUCAAAGCUGAAGGAACAGAAGAGGCUGUUGACUCUGGAGAAAGAAGAGCUCGAAGAACUGAAGGAUGAUGUUCAGGAAUACAACGAGGAUCUGGAAGAGAUAAAGAAGGAACUUUCUAAAACCGGCCAAGAAAAGGCGCUAGAGGAGUCAAAGGCAAGCCAGCGUCUGUCCAAGAGAGUUAACCGCAUGAUCGGUCGCAUCGACAAGAUCAUCGUGGAGCUGGAGAAAGACAAGGUCAUCCUGGACGGACAGAUGGACAGCGGCUCCACCCCACCUGUUGGUCUGUUCUACACCUUCAGGGAGAACCUCAUCAGCAUCGACGAGCUGAUCGGCGUCAUGCGGCAGAUCCAGAACAUUCCAGAGCACAAGCUGCAGAGCAUCGCCGAGGCCCUCGACGACAACAAGGACGGAAAGAUCGACAUCGACGACGUCAUCAAGGUGGUGGAACUGAUUGACAAAGAGGACAUCGACAUCUCCACCUCUCAGGUGGCAGACAUCAUGGUGAUGCUACAGAAGGAGGAGAAGCUGAUCGAGAAGGAAAAGGCCAAAGAGAAGGCUGAGAAGGAACAAGCCGCCACACGCAACAGCUAACUCUUUUUCCAUAAAGACAAAUAGCACUUGUAAAGAAAAAAACUGAGAAGAUUGCGACUGGUUCUCGGUCACAGAAAACUCUGGACACCAGAUCGUUCUGGACAACUCGAGGUAAUAACUGCCUUCUCAAAAUGUUAUUUCACCAUAAAUUAAAUAUCAUAAAAAAUGUUUAAAUGAGAAAAAGAAGGCAAAAUUGCCUCUAAAAUGCACAAAAUCAAAAAGAAACUUAAAUUAUGUUAAACGCUCCUGGACUGAUCAUGUAUUAUAUUUGGAUAUUUGAUUUUGUGUAAUUUUACUAAAUUAUUUAUUGAUCGAGGGAACACAAUAACAAGGUUGUUCUCGCAACUCAAGAGAUGGCAAAGUGAUCGAAAAUUAUGUUUGGGAAAUAUGCAUGAGGAGAUUUAUUGUUUAAAGUUUGAGGUGAACCGUCUUGCCUUUCAUUUCAUUCAUGUCAUCAUCUCAGAGAAAUGAGAGAUCAUUUCUGGACUUUGCACAGUGAACAUCAUCGUCAUUACCAUCAUUUCACUCAGAUUUUGUUCAUCAAUCAUGAUCUCAUGUUUUAAAGUAACCUCUUAUUUUGUCUAAAUUGUACAUUGACAGAAUAGCCUAGGAGGAUACAAUGGUGGCUGCAACCAAAUAUAUCAUAACAUACAACAUAGAAAUUCAUUCAAAAACAACAUUUUUUGUGUAAAGAACUGAAUUAAAAAUGUGCUAAAUAUGAAUUAACAUUAUAAAAAUAGCUUUAUGUUCAUCAUUCCCACUAAAGCAGAAGUAAAUGGAGGAGUCACGCUGUAAAAGACUGAAGUUAGCAUAAAUAUUAAAAAUUACUGCGCCGUAAUUUCUAUUCAUUUUGUACUUAUUUCAUAGUAAUCUUUGUCUCAUUUUAGCACAGCUCUUCAUAUCUAUUCCUGUUGUGUUCAAUAGAUCUCUGUAAAACGCCAAAGUUGCACUGUGGCACAUUUAUUAACAGAUUAUUCCGAAAAGCAACAAAGCAGUUAGGACUGACUGAUUUCUGAGCAGUGAGGUGUGAGACCGAAUCACAGUGUUUGUUUACAAUAACUUCUGGGUAGAAAAUCCCUGCGUCACGUAGAUACACGGCACUGAGCAAACUCUGCCUCAACUGGUUAGUUUUUAGCCACCUAAAAAAUAGCGAUGUUAAUCACAGGUUAAAUCAUGAUAUAAUCGAUUCUUUCGCCAACAAUAUUUGAUGUUAUCACAAAGUCUGCCAUGAGUUCUUUCAAAUCAGAGGACUUUUGACAUAAAACUAUAAAAUAUAAGUAAAUGUCCCCAUUAUCCUUUUUUUUGGCUGCUUGCACAGUUUUAGUGUUUAGGAAGGGGGUGACGCAGAUAUACUGUGGGAAUUUUGAAACAGGGGCGUAUCUUAAAGAUUUCGCGAUGUUUUUUGCAUCAAUAAUAAUGGCUCUUCAUUAAAUCGAUAUAUCGAUUUAGAUCAAUGUAGUGUUAAGCCUCUACAUAAUAUAAGUUUAAGUGCACAUUAUAUUUAGAAUAUUUUCACUGCUUUACCUUGCUGUAAGUCAACUGAAGCUUGAAGCUGCCAGAGUCCAUUGACAAAAUACGUAAUUUUACCUCGCAGAACACUGGAGUUGCUGGUCUACUGCUGCCACAAUCUGUUAGUGUGUAAGGUCAAGUGGAAAAAAUAUUCUAAAUGUAGAGCACACUGAAACAGAUCCAAUUUUUUUAAGUGGGCCUUUUUAGGUGGCUAAAAAACAUUUUGUCAUGACGCUAGCAAAAAAGCAUUUUUCAUUUCACAUAUCUAUGCAAGUGAAAUCAAUUGCAAGUUUUCUACCCAGAAGGGAUUGUUGUUGUUAGCGUGGCGUCAUGGUGAUUUUAUAAGUGCACGUAAUCAGCCCACCAAUCAGAUAUCAAUAAGUUGUUGCUUUGAAAAGUCAUAGAGUUUAAUUUUUGACUAGUUUCCAGUAUGUUGCUGCUGUGAGAAGUGGUAAAGUUAGAUUUUUUUACUAGUUUCUGUUUCAGAAAGUAUUUGUCAGUUGUUUGGAGGUUCUCUGCUCCGAGGGUGAAAGUGGCUGUUUCGGAUUGUUUAGUAGUUUAUUUUGUGCACAUUCACGCACACAGUAGUGUGAAAAACGUGGUGGUGUUGACCUCAGUAGUUCAAAUGCAAAGUGGCCUUCCCUUGAUACUGAUAUUAUGGGUCAUAUACUGUUGUAUAUAUUAUUUUUUGAUAGAGCUCUGAGGAUUUACUUGAUGUAUUUUGGUUUGGGGCUGAAGAAGUCUGGAUGAAUUUGAGAUCAAGUCGAUUGAGGCACAUACUGAGUCCUCAGUUUGUUUUAUUUGCACUGAAGCAAUCAAUGAGUAUGGGUUGUAAACAUGAGCAAAGGGAUGAUUUCAGAUAAUAUUCGAGUCAACUGCUGACCUUUACAUUCAUCUCGCUGCCCAUUGGCAUUUGUUCAGCUGUUUGCUGUUCACACUGCAAGGAGAUUGGCCAUGACAGCAUAUUCUAAUUUAGAUUAGAUUAGAUUGGAUAUAUAAUUGUUUUAAUAUAUAAAAUGUCCAAAAAAGAAAACAAAAUGUCCACGACAAGAGUCAUUUGUGACGUCUUAAAAUUGUCCUGUCUGAAUAAAGGGGUUUAAUUUGGGUUUAAUUUACAAGAUAAAACUGAGAAAAUUAGCAAAUUCUCACAGCAUUUAUGUUAAAUCAAUGACUUAUGACUAAUUAACAGUGUUUCUGGAAGAAUUUGAGUUCUGCUGCUCCAUUUGUGCCCAGAGUACGCGCUGUGCUCCGACAGUGUGGUGACAUAAAUAACCAACCACUAUAUAUAUUUCAAUAGUGAUCCCAAUGAACGGUCCAGCUCCAAAAAUACACGUUUUGAUCAUGGCGGGCCGCCAUAAAUAAAUGUGUGGGUAACCCUGAUUAAGUAAUACUAUUAUCAAAAUUAGACUUUCUGUCUAUCUACGCACCAAUUGAUCAACAAAUUUCAUCUGAUAUUGCAAGAAACUGCAAUCGUUUUGACUUACUUUUUAAAGAUUUUUUUUUUAAAUUUGUAAUAUUAAAAUAGUCUAAUAGAUUAACUGCUAAUGAAUUCAUUUCUAUGAAAAAAAGCAUUUUAGAGUUUAACUGACCGUAGUAAACGAUUCAUUCUCCAGCAUGUUUAAGACAGUUAAUGUAAAGUCUGUCAAAUAACUUACAGGGAAGAACUCGGGCUGUGAUCAGAUUCACGUUUGUUUUGUAUUUGCAAGGCCUUUCGGCAGCUUCUGAACUAAAAUGACAUUUUUAGGUAAUCAAGAAAAACACAGAUUUCCUUUUUUCGACAGCCGAUGAAUUUCUCAACUGCCAGGAUUCUCAGUCGUCUGCACAUCGGUGCAGUUUGUGAGGUUGUUCAGCUCUGCAGAAAAUAAAUUGGGAGUUUUUUUGUCACGUUGCUUGCAGUGUGAACCCGCAGUAAAGGGUCGAUCCACCUUUACUGUUGAGUUGAAUGUUGGGUAAGUUGUGGUCAUCCCUCAGUUAUUCCUUUACCGUGGCCAUGAGAACAGCUCAGAAGUAAACGUUCGAAGACAAAGAAGUGGCACUUGAGAUAACGCUGAGUGGACGGCGCUCCCAUUUAAUCCGUUCCCGGAAUCCUCCGUCGUACGUGUGAAUGAUUAAGAGCGUACUCGUCUCCCAUCAGCCACUGUCCCACAUCAGACCCAGCGCUGCCUGGGACCAGUCAGACUGAUGGGUGCAGGGUAAACACUCGCCCCAUACAUGGGCCAAAGCCAGCUCCACUGGAGGGUUGUGUUUAGGUUGGAGACGAUCCGGCGGGACAUGGCAUGCUCUCUGAAGCAUAAAUCAGCAGUCGGCGUAAACACGUCGCAAGAACGUUGUGACAACUUCUCGAUUACACUCGGCAGGAUAGAGUGCUGUUUGUAGUCGGGAUCAGGGGAACGCUACGUACAUUAGCAGAACUGCCACUGUUUUGAGGCACAAAGGGGUAAAAGGUCAGAAGGGGAAAGAUGUAUGACAGUGACGUAUACCAGGGCAUGGAAGAUCAAUACUAAAGCUCCAGUUUAGCGUAGUGAAUUUAAAUGCCACUGUGGUGACACCGGGGGCUCCAGAAACAGUCAAAUUGCCUGAAUAUAUGUUGGCAUACAUUUCUGCCAACGGCAGAUAUGUUUAAUUUGUAUGUUUAAUAUGUAGGAGAUAUGUUCGAACUUAACGUGUCACUUUUCAGUUUUAUGGUGCGAUAGUGCUGUGGUUAACUAUGGGAUUUGGUUUGGGCACAAAAAAACUUGGUAAGGGUUGGGAAAACAUAAUUUGACUUAAAAUACACAGUUUGGUUGCUACAGACAUGUCUGGAAAUGUCCUGAACUCUUGUCCAAAUAUACCAGCUUUUGUCACUACAAACACAGCUCAGCUUGUCCUGAACUGUCGUCACAGCCACCCACUUUUGUUGCUAAAAGUGGCUGGAAAUGUCCAGAAUUGUUGUUUAAAAACCACUGCUUUUGUUGCCACAAACAUGGCUGGAAGUGUCCCAGACUCUUGUUAUGAAAUAUCCGCUUUUGAAGCUUCAAACGUGGCUGUAAAUGUCCCAAACUCUGUUAAAAACUCCCGCUUCUGUGACUACAAACAUGACUGGAAAUAGCCACUUUUGCAGCUGCAAAGAUGGCUGGACAUGUUCAGCUUUUGUCGCUACAAACACGACUGAAAUUACCCAAACUCUAGUAUGGAAAAACCCUGCUUCUGUGGCUACAAACAUGGCUUGAAAUGUCUCAAACUCUUGCCAAAAAAAUACCGACUUGUGUUGCUACAAACACGGCUGACAUGUCCCAAAUGUUCAUUAAAGAAAUACCAGCUUAGGUUGCUAUUAACACAGCUGGAAAUGUCCUGAACUUUUGUUAAAUAAUACCCGAAUUUGUUGAUACAGACUUGGCUCGAAAUGUCCCUUAUUAUCGAUAAAGAGCACAUAUAUUUACAAAGAGACUGGACAUAUGAGAAGCUAGAACCAGAGUAUUUGCAAUUUUUACUUUUUAUAUUACUUAAACAAUUUACCAACUACCAGAAUUUUUGUUUUCUCUCACAUUUUGUGCUUCUGCACUGAUAUACUCAUUGGGAGACUAAGAAGGAAGCCUGAUAUUGAUGUUAGCAGAAUGCCACAUGAAUCCACAGACUUCAAACUAAAAGAGUAUGUUUGCUCAAACCCCCCUUCCCAAAAAAACUCCUCUGCAGCCGUGCAGUUUGUGAUGAUGUCGUCUUUGGCUGAGGUGUGAGGAGUGCUGCAGAGUUCACCGCUGGCAGCAGUGUUGCACUGUGUUUGAAUUAAGUCUACCUACAGGAGGAGGAAAGGAGGGACAGUGGGCAGCAGAAACAUUUUGACAGCGAGCUUAAAUAAGUCAUUUUCCAUUGUAAACAAAGCAGUAGCUUUUUAAUUUUAAACAAAGCAGUAGCUUUUAUAUUUCAAGCGACUUAAAUUUAAUGUUUAGGAGAAGAGAUGGCUGUUUUAAGUUGGCUGUUGUAAUGCUUUGACUGUCCUCUGCUGAGUAUUGUCUCUGUUUAAAUGCACUAUUAAUUUUCGUUCAUGUGUUAAGUGUUUGGACUCAGGGUGAGUGUGUGUUUGAGCGGCUUCAGCAGGGAGCAGAAGUAACGUGUUGAAAUCGACGAUACGAAACCGUCCUUAAAGAUUCCUGUUGAGUUUGAGGAGGUCAUAGACCUCGAGUAGUAGAAGAACAAAUAUUUAAAGCAAUAAGACAUUUAUGCAUCUUGUAUCUUUUUUGUUUUGUCCCUUUUUGAGCCGGAUCAAGAGUAUUUGAUUGUGAUGUAGUUUAGAAAAGAAAUGAGUCCUCAUGCUGCCGGCAAGAAAAAACGCUGCUAUAACUAAAAAAUAAUUUGUGGAAUCUGCUCCUUUUCUUCAUUUCAGGCUGAUGUUCUGCUUAUUUGGGAGGUGACGUGCUUAUGGUUGAGUAUUGUGCAGGGAUUUUUAGAUAUACCCACUUCUUUCAGCUCUUCUUACAUUUGUCCUUUUUACUAUUAGAAGAAUUCUACUUUUGUAGAAAAUAUAAAGAUACAAGAGUUUUGUUUUGAGGGAGCAAUGUUCAGUUGCAGAGAAAAAAGGCAACAGCAGCGUUUUUUAAAGGGGAGUCAGAGACUGUCUGCUUCCACAGAUACAGACCUAAAGCAGCAGCGUAGAUGUCUGUCAGGUCUGGAAACUAACAGAAAUAGAAAACUACAUUGAGCUGUAUUUUAAAUAACAGUGCAGCCACCAUCUUUUUACAACGGAAACUUGUUGUUCUGAUGGUGUGUUCAAGCAGAAAGCGAAGGAAAUUUUCUUUCUGUUAUUUUCCUCCAGUCUUCAGUUGGGUUUCCAUCAAAAUUUAGUUCAAAUUUUAACCAAAUUUUCAGAAAAUCUGCAAAAGAAAAUGUCAUGUGCACUUAGUUGCAUUUUAUUGAUAAACCAAAUUUUCCACCUCCCUGAAGUGUUUUUUUGGCAAUAUUUUGAAAUGCAACAUUUUUUGGGGGGCAUUUCUACAUAAGUUUUAUAUAAAUAUACACAUAUUGAGAAAUGCGCAUAAAAAGAGGUUGACGUUAAGUCACCUCAUCUUCCUUUUCUGUUCAUCCCUCAAAUUCUUGAUUUGAGUUUUUUUUUAAUUUUUGUGGUUUUUUUCAAUAUUUCAAGAUUUUCUUUACAUUUUUGGUGUUUUCACUCAGUUUUUUUUUGUAUAUGCAAAUUGAAAAUGUACACAAAAAGAGGUGGAUGAAAGGCAACUUAUCUCUUAUUUCCUCUCACAGAAAAAUUAUUAAAACCGGGAGAAUUAUUUGCAUAAGUGAAAACAACAACACACAAUUGAACUUGUUUUGCGUUAUGUUAAUUUUUUUCAGAUUUUUGGAGUUUCCACUGUUUUUUUUAAGAUACAAAUUGAAAUGUGCUCAAAAAGAGGUUGAUGGAAACACCUUAUUUCCCUUAUCUGGUCCUCCCUCACAUUCUCUAAACCCAGGAUUCCCCAAAAUAUUCUGCUAACUGUAAACAGAAAGAUGCUGAAGAUGGAACCGAUGCGGCUCGCUCUCUGUUUGAACACAGUAAAGAAUAAUCUUCAGUUUGGAAAUGUUUAAACUCCCGGUGUAGGGCGGUCACUCGUAGUUUACCUGAUAUUAAACUCCAAACAAAGUCUCAAAAUGGACUCUAGAAAGAAAAAAUAGGAAUCCAGUGUUGAUGUUUCAACAGAGACAAAAAAAUAAAUGUGAGGCGACAUGUUGCAGUAUCAUCUCUUAUCUGGCUGCAUAUAUUUAUGCAAUUAUAUUUGAAAUGAAAAUAAUAUUAGUCACUGAAUCAUAUUAAGUCAUAGCCGACUGGAGUUUUUGUUUUGAGAUAAUUGUCAUGUUAUUUAUUUAUUUAUUUAACCAAAUUUUCCCUUUUUUUUCAUCCAAAUGUGGAGAAAUAACCGAGUACUGGAUUUGAUUUUAGUUUAACUUGAAUGUAUAAAAACAGUUUAUUUUUUAAACACAAAUCAAAUGUUCAUGCAAAAGAAACCUCAUAUACAAAAUAAAUCAUAAGUGUUUAAUAAA
Molecule: messenger RNA, 10041 nt
Organism: Plectropomus leopardus (leopard coralgrouper)
Lineage: Eukaryota; Metazoa; Chordata; Actinopteri; Perciformes; Serranidae
Gene: letm1
Product: leucine zipper-EF-hand containing transmembrane protein 1
Biological process (GO): intracellular monoatomic cation homeostasis
Cellular component (GO): mitochondrial inner membrane
Molecular function (GO): ribosome binding; calcium ion binding
Source: RefSeq, a predicted model, not a curated record